AUGACGAAAGGAUAUUCAUUAGAACAAGAUUUGAGAUUAUUAAUAAAUAAUCCAAAAUAUAGUGAUAUAAAAAUUUUAUGUAAGGAUAAACAAAUACUACACGGUUGCAGAGCAAUCUUAGCAGCAAGGUCCGAAGUAUUUGAUAAAUUUCUUUAUAAUGGGAGGAAAGAAAGUUAUGAAAAUCAUUUUUCUUUCCCGAAUAUUAAUUCUUCCGAAAUGGAAAUUAUAUUAGAAUACAUUUAUUCGGGAUCAAUUAAAGUAGAAUCUUUAAAUAAAGAAAAUAUAGUCGAAGCUUUUUAUGCUGCAGACUAUUUUCAAUUACUAGACCUUCAGAAAUUUAUUAUGGAAACUAUUAAAAGUGCUAAUUAUGCAAAAAAUUAUUCACCAGAAUUAUUAUCUAAAGUAGUGAAUACAAUUCCGCUAUCGGAAGAUAAUAUUCUCUUAAAUUUAUUAGUCGAAUCUGUAGCAACUAUUCCACUAAAUACUGUUGAGUUUGGUCGAUUAUCAAUCAAGGCACUUCAACAUCUCCUAUCUUAUACAUAUAAUAAAGAAACGCCCUUUGCAACGCCAGAAUAUGAAGUUUUUCGAUAUGCCGUUAUUCUGGCAGCAAAACAAGUCUCUAAUAGUGCAUACAAAAUUCUUAUGGAGAGAUUACCUACCUUAGAACAAAUGAAUAACUCGAUCCAAAUAGAAAUUAAAUUUAUUGACAAUAACCGAAUAUCAGAAGUUACUAAAGAAUUGGAACCUUUGGUUGAAUUUAUUGAUUUCAGACGAAUUAAAAGACAAAUAUUUGCUGAUCUCAUUGAUCCAUUAGAAAUUAUCCCAACCAAAAUAAUUUUAAAUGUUUAUCGAUAUAUAGCAAAAUCGAAUAGUUCAGACUUAAAUGAUAUUCGAGGAAUUCCAACGUCAAUUUACAAAUUUAAUGAAUCCGAUUAUGUUUGGGAUGAAUCAGCAUGUGGAUCAAACCUUAUUAUUGAGGAUAAUGGAAAAGUUGUACGUACUAAAUCAGCAAAUGUUUAUAAUUAUCAAAGUGUUAGAGCAAAACUUGCAUUAGAGAAUGAAAACAUUUUUGAAUGGGAUGUCAUUAUUGAGAAAGUCAGCGUUUAUUUUCAUAUUGGAGUAUGUACAUUGGAAAAUUUUGAAAGUGAAAGUUGGGUGUCUUAUGGAUGGGUAUUGUGUAGUGAUGGUAGGUGUUGUAAUUUCGGGAAUUGGCAACUUGAUUAUUGUCCUGAAUUUAUAAAUGGUGCAAGAAUCACUGUUCAUCUAGAUAUGAAUAAAAGAACUUGUGCUUUUACAGUAGAUGGUACAAAAUAUCCGGUAGUAUCAACAUGGAAUAAUUUGCCAUCAAAGCUUUAUCCCGUAGUAUCAUUUCAUUAUCCUGGUCGCUUUCGAAUUCAACCUCAUCAAAAAUCAUAA
Molecule: messenger RNA, 1416 nt
Organism: Rhizophagus irregularis DAOM 181602=DAOM 197198
Lineage: Eukaryota; Fungi; Glomeromycota; Glomeromycetes; Glomerales; Glomeraceae
Molecular function (GO): protein binding
Source: RefSeq, a predicted model, not a curated record